AUGAAUGCUUAUGAGCGUUUUGAGGGCACGAUGGACGUAAACAAAUUUCAAAAGAUGUUCGUUCAUAAUUAUAAAUGUUUAUCAUAUGGCGCGCGUAAACUCAAUCAAGAAAAGGGCGCGCGAGACCAGGAAAUUGGUCCGGAAUGUCUGAAAGGCCAUCAGAAAUACUUAUUCCCAACCCCAGUUUCAAACACAUCCGAAUUAAAUUUUUCUUUUCUCGAUACGUUUUCUGUAAGUUUAAGUUGUAUUCGUAAGCGGAUGGGUGAAAGAACAAUGAGACCCUUAGCAAAUUGCAACCCCUAG
Molecule: messenger RNA, 303 nt
Organism: Clunio marinus
Lineage: Eukaryota; Metazoa; Arthropoda; Insecta; Diptera; Chironomidae
Source: the annotation of a GenBank genome assembly